Molecule: messenger RNA, 825 nt
Organism: Rotaria sordida
Lineage: Eukaryota; Metazoa; Rotifera; Eurotatoria; Philodinida; Philodinidae
Source: the annotation of a GenBank genome assembly
AUGAUGAAACUCGUCUUUACAGUUUGUUUGUUAACGGUUAUUUAUCAAUCUUCUCAUUUAGCCAAAUCAUCAAAAUCAGAAGGAAAGUCAAUAAAAUUCUCAUAUUUACAAAUCCUUAGAGAAAAACGAUUAGUAAAUGAAAAAAGAAUUGCUCGAUAUAAUGAUAUAGUUGGUGUAAGUUCAUCAAAUGUAAUUGGUUAUUCAAAUGGUAAUGAUAGUUUUAUUUCAAAUGAAGAUAAUUAUCUUUAUGGAAUAUAUAUGGGAAUAAAAUGGCAAUGUGUUGAAUAUGCACGUCGAUGGACUUUUUUACGUAAAAGUUCAAUAUUUGAAAGUGUUAAUGGUGCUAAUGAUAUGUGGAAUCAAUUAAAAUAUAUUGAAAAUGUUGUUGAGAAAAAAAAAUAUCCUCUCAAAAAACAUUCGAAUGGUCAUCGAAAUCGACCAAUAAAUGAAUCAUAUUUAAUUUAUCCAAUACAAAAAGAUAUGCCUUAUGGACAUGUUGCUAUUAUAGUUGAUGUUUUAACAAAUUCAAUAAGAGUUGCUGAACAAAAUUUUUAUUUUCAUUAUUGGAAAGGAAAUUAUUCUCGAGAAAUUCCAAUUUUAUUUAAAAAUGGUCUUUAUUAUAUUGAAGAUAAAUAUCAAGUUUAUGGAUGGAUAGAAAUUAAUGAUAAUAAACAAUUAAAACCAUUAGAUAAAUUAACCAUAGAAACAAUUGAAAAGAAAAAUAAAUUUUUUUUAAAUUCAGCUUCUUAUUAUCAAAAAUCUAAUUUCAUCUUUUUUACUCUCUUUAUAUAUAAUUUAAUGCUUUUUCAAUAUUUACAUCUAUGA